AUGGUUCCCUGCCCCAGGAAACGUUCCAAUACUACGGGCUCCAUCCGUAACUGUGGUGGAACAGGUGCCCAGGUGGUCGUGACUGAUGUCAGAGAACAAGAGGCGGUGACUGAUGGUGGAGAACAAGAGGAGGUGACUGAUGGUGGAGAACAAGAGGAGGUGACUGAUGGUGGAGAACAAGAGGAGGUGACUGAUGGUGGAGAACAAGAGGAGGUGACUGAUGGUGGAGAACAAGAGGAGGUGACUGAUGGUGGAGAACAAGAGGAGGUGACUGAUGGUGGAGAACAAGAGGAGGUGACUGAUGGUGGAGAACAGGAUGAGGUGACUGAUGUCAGAGAACAAGAGGAGGUGACUGAUGGUGGAGAACAAGAUGAGGUGACUGAUGGUGGAGAACAAGAGGCGGUGACUGAUGGUGGAGAACAAGAGGAGGUGACUGAUGGUGGAGAACAAGAGGAGGUGACUGAUGGUGGAGAACAACAGGAGGUGACUGAUGGUGGAGAACAAGAAGAUAGUACUGAUGGUGGAGAACAAGAGGAGGUAACUGAUGGUGGAGAACAAGAGGAGGUGACUGAUGGUGGAGAACAGGAUGAGGUGACUGAUGUCAGAGAACAAGAGGCGGUGACUGAUGGUGGAGAACAAGAUGAGGUGACUGAUGGUGGAGAACAAGAGGAGGGGACUGAUGGUGGAGAACAAGAGGAGGGGACUGAUGGUGGAGAACAAGAGGCGGUGACUGAUGGUGGAGAACAAGAGGAGGUGACUGAUGGUGGAGAACAAGAGGAGGUGACUGAUGGUGGAGAACAAGAAGAUAGUACUGAUGGUGGAGAACAAGAGGAGGUAACUGAUGGUGGAGAACAAGAGGAGGUGACUGAUGGUGGAGAACAGGAUGAGGUGACUGAUGGUGGAGAACAGGAGGAGGUGACUGAUGGUGGAGAACAAGAGGGGGUAACUGAUGGUGGAGAACAAGAGGAGGUGACUGAUGGUGGAGAACAGGAGGGGGUAACUGAUGGUGGAGAACAAGAGGAGGUGACUGAUAGUGGAGAACAGGAGGGGGUAACUGAUGGUGGAGAACAAGAGGAGGUGACUGAUGGUGGAGAACAGGAGGGGGUAACUGAUGGUGGAGAACAAGAGGAGGUGUCUGAUGGUGGAGAACAAGAUGAGGUGACUGAUGGUGGAGAACAAGAGGCGGUGACUGAUGGUGGAGAACAAGAGGAGGUGACUGAUGGUGGAGAACAAGAUGAGGUGACUGAUGGUGGAGAACAAGAGGAGGUGACUGAUGGUGGAGAACAAGAGGAGGUGACUGAUGGUGGAGAACAGGAUGAGGUGACUGAUGGUGGAGAACAAGAGGAGGUGACUGAUGGUGGAGAACAAGAAGAUAGUACUGAUGGUGGAGAACAAGAGGAGGUAACUGAUGGUGGAGAACAAGAGGAGGUGACUGAUGGUGGAGAACAAGAGGAGGUGACUGAUGGUGGAGAACAGGAUGAGGUGACUGAUGGUGGAGAACAGGAGGAGGUGACUGAUGGUGGAGAACAAGAGGAGGUGACUGAUGGUGGAGAACAGGAUGAGGUGACUGAUGGUGGAGAACAAGAGGCGGUGACUGAUGGUGGAGAACAAGAGGAUGUGACUGAUGGUGGAGAACAAGAGGAGGUGACUGAUGGUGGAGAACAAGAGGAGGUGACUGAUGGUGGAGAACAAGAGGAGGUGACUGAUGGUGGAGAACAAGAGGAUGUGACUGAUGGUGGAGAACAAGAGGAGGUGACUGAUGGUGGAGAACAAGAGGAGGUGACUGAUGGUGGAGAACAAGAGGAGGUGACUGAUGGUGGAGAACAAGAGGAGGUGACUGAUAGUGGAGAACAGGAGGGGGUAACUGAUGGUGGAGAACAAGAGGAGGUGACUGAUGGUGGAGAACAGGAGGGGGUAACUGAUGGUGGAGAACAAGAGGAGGUGUCUGAUGGUGGAGAACAAGAGGGGGUAACUGAUGGUGGAGAACAAGAGGAGGUGACUGAUGGUGGAGAACAAGAUGAGGUGACUGAUGUUGGAGAACAAGAGGCGGUGACUGAUGGUGGAGAACAAGAGGAGGUGACUGAUGGUGGAGAACAAGAGGAGGUGACUGAUGGUGGAGAACAAGAGGAGGUGACUGAUGGUGGAGAACAAGAGGAUGUGACUGAUGGUGGAGAACAAGAGGAGGUGACUGAUGGUGGAGAACAGGAGGGGGUAACUGAUGGUGGAGAACAAGAGGAGGUGUCUGAUGGUGGAGAACAAGAGGGGGUAACUGAUGGUGGAGAACAAGAGGAGGUGACUGAUGGUGGAGAACAAGAUGAGGUGACUGAUGUUGGAGAACAAGAGGCGGUGACUGAUGGUGGAGAACAAGAGGAGGUGACUGAUGGUGGAGAACAAGAGGAGGUGACUGAUGGUGGAGAACAAGAAGAUAGUACUGAUGGUGGAGAACAAGAGGAGGUAACUGAUGGUGGAGAACAAGAGGGGGUAACUGAUGGUGGAGAACAAGAGGAGGUGACUGAUGGUGGAGAACAGGAGGGGGUAACUGAUGGUGGAGAACAAGAGGAGGUGACUGAUGGUGGAGAACAGGAGGGGGUAACUGAUGGUGGAGAACAAGAGGAGGUGUCUGAUGGUGGAGAACAAGAGGGGGUAACUGAUGGUGGAGAACAAGAGGAGGUGACUGAUGGUGGAGAACAAGAUGAGGUGACUGAUGUUGGAGAACAAGAGGCGGUGACUGAUGGUGGAGAACAAGAGGAGGUGACUGAUGGUGGAGAACAAGAGGAGGUGACUGAUGGUGGAGAACAAGAAGAUAGUACUGAUGGUGGAGAACAAGAGGAGGUAACUGAUGGUGGAGAACAAGAGGAGGUGACUGAUGGUGGAGAACAGAAUGAGGUGACUGAUGGUGGAGAACAGGAGGAGGUGACUGAUGGUGGAGAACAAGAGGAGGUGACUGAUGGUGGAGAACAGGAUGAGGUGACUGAUGGUGGAGAACAAGAGGAGGUGACUGAUGGUGGAGAACAAGAGGAGGUGACUGAUGGUGGAGAACAAGAAGAUAGUACUGAUGGUGGAGAACAAGAGGAGGUAACUGAUGGUGGAGAACAAGAGGAGGUGACUGAUGGUGGAGAACAGGAUGAGGUGACUGAUGGUGGAGAACAGGAUGAGGUGACUGAUGGUGGAGAACAAGAGGAGGUGACUGAUGGUGGAGAACAAGAAGAUAGUACUGAUGGUGGAGAACAAGAGGAGGUAACUGAUGGUGGAGAACAAGAGGAAGUGACUGAUGGUGGAGAACAGGAUGAGGUGACUGAUGGUGGAGAACAGGAGGAGGUGACUGAUGGUGGAGAACAAGAGGAGGUGACUGAUGGUGGAGAACAGGAUGAGGUGACUGAUGGUGGAGAACAAGAGGAGGUGACUGAUGGUGGAGAACAAGAGGAGGUGACUGAUGGUGGAGAACAAGAAGAUAGUACUGAUGGUGGAGAACAAGAGGAGGUAACUGAUGGUGGAGAACAAGAGGAGGUAACUGAUGGUGGAGAACAAGAGGAGGUGACUGAUGGUGGAGAACAAGAGGGGGUAACUGAUGGUGGAGAACAAGAGGAGGUGACUGAUGGUGGAGAACAGGAGGGGGUAACUGAUGGUGGAGAACAAGAGGAGGUGACUGAUGGUGGAGAACAAGAGGGGGUAACUGAUGGUGGAGAACAAGAGGAGGUGACUGAUAGUGGAGAACAGGAGGGGGUAACUGAUGGUGGAGAACAAGAGGAGGUGACUGAUGGUGGAGAACAGGAGGGGGUAACUGAUGGUGGAGAACAAGAGGAGGUGUCUGAUGGUGGAGAACAAGAGGGGGUAACUGAUGGUGGAGAACAAGAGGAGGUGACUGAUGGUGGAGAACAAGAUGAGGUGACUGAUGGUGGAGAACAGGAGGGGGUAACUGAUGGUGGAGAACAAGAGGAGGUGUCUGAUGGUGGAGAACAAGAGGGGGUAACUGAUGGUGGAGAACAAGAGGGGGUAACUGAUGGUGGAGAACAAGAUGAGGUGACUGAUGUUGGAGAACAAGAGGCGGUGACUGAUGGUGGAGAACAAGAGGAGGUGACUGAUGGUGGAGAACAAGAGGAGGUGACUGAUGGUGGAGAACAAGAAGAUAGUACUGAUGGUGGAGAACAAGAGGAGGUAACUGAUGGUGGAGAACAAGAGGAGGUGACUGAUGGUGGAGAACAGGAUGAGGUGACUGAUGGUGGAGAACAGGAGGAGGUGACUGAUGGUGGAGAACAAGAGGAGGUGACUGAUGGUGGAGAACAGGAUGAGGUGACUGAUGGUGGAGAACAAGAGGAGGUGACUGAUGGUGGAGAACAAGAGGAGGUGACUGAUGGUGGAGAACAAGAAGAUAGUACUGAUGGUGGAGAACAAGAGGAGAUAACUGAUGGUGGAGAACAAGAGGGGGUUACUGAUGGUGGAGAACAAGAGGAGGUGACUGAUGGUGGAGAACAAGAGGGGGUAACUGAUGGUGGAGAACAAGAGGAGGUGACUGAUGGUGGAGAACAGGAGGGGGUAACUGAUGGUGGAGAACAAGAGGAGGUGACUGAUGGUGGAGAACAAGAGGGGGUAACUGAUGGUGGAGAACAAGAGGAGGUGACUGAUAGUGGAGAACAGGAGGGGGUAACUGAUGGUGGAGAACAAGAGGAGGUGACUGAUGGUGGAGAACAGGAGGGGGUAACUGAUGGUGGAGAACAAGAGGAGGUGACUGAUGGUGGAGAACAAUAGGAGGUAACUGAUGGUGGAGAACAAGAGGAGGUGUCUGAUGGUGGAGAACAGGAGGGGGUAACUGAUGGUGGAGAACAGGAGGAGGUGACUGAUGGUGGAGAACAAGAGGAGGUAACUGAUGGUGGAGAACAAGAGGAGGUGACUGAUGGUGGAGAACAGGAGGGGGUAACUGAUGGUGGAGAACAGGAGGAGGUGACUGAUGGUGGAGAACAAGAGGAGGUAACUGAUGGUGGAGAACAAGAGGAGGGGACUGAU
Messenger RNA from Oncorhynchus keta (chum salmon), 5001 nucleotides. Its product is annotated as apolipoprotein B receptor-like. Lineage: Eukaryota; Metazoa; Chordata; Actinopteri; Salmoniformes; Salmonidae. The record is from RefSeq and is a predicted model, not a curated record. Bases 1 to 4746 code for a protein of 1581 amino acids. The transcript is spliced from 8 exons.